Brienomyrus brachyistius is the source of this 5765-nucleotide messenger RNA. RefSeq names its product spermatogenesis associated serine rich 2 (gene spats2). Gene Ontology annotation, cellular component: cytoplasm. Gene Ontology annotation, molecular function: protein binding. The transcript has 13 exons. The record is from RefSeq and is a predicted model, not a curated record. The coding region runs from base 549 to 2057 and encodes 502 amino acids. NCBI's taxonomy places the organism in Eukaryota, Metazoa, Chordata, Actinopteri, Osteoglossiformes, Mormyridae.
CGAAAGGCAUGAACUGGGAGGAGAGGAAGGUGGGUGGAUCUAGACCCUGGUUUAAAAAGGACCUCGGAAGUGACGCCACCAUUGCCGGCUGAGGGGCGAUUGCAACGGAAAAAGGGAAGCGGACUGUUCCAAGCGUGUGAUCGUGGACGGUGAGCUUGCAUCUAGAAAGGGGGGGGGGGGAUGUCCAUGGGCUGAUCUGCCCCAGCUUCCACGUCGUCUUGUCCUCGUGUCUUGUAAUGUGAGCCUUUGCUGGCAUCUGGCAGGAGAGCGAGAGCAAGAGAGUGAGCAAGUGAGAAACCCAGAGGUGGGGGGAAUCCCCUCUUAUGAGAGGACGAGGAGGCAUCUGCGAAAGAACUGGAGCUCCUAAAUCCACCAGCGUGACUCGAGCUGCACAAGCAUACAGACUGUGCACGUUGUAGUUGUCCUGCAUUUCCCCCUCGGAGGUGAAAAGUGCUGCAGAUCAUCAGACAAGAGCUCCUUUGGAGAGGCUCCUACUGGGGACCAACAGGCUGAUAUAUAUAUAUUUUUUGUGCAUCUGGAUUUGCAGUAUGGCCAAGAAGAAUAGCCAAAAGGAUGCCAGCGGUGUGGUGUUCGACACUCACGCGAAGAUGGUGAUGUCCCAUGGAGGUACCUUUGAAAGGAUGAAGGAGAAGAUAUAUGCGGUUAGGGCAGUUGUUCCCAACAAGAGCAACAACGAGAUCGUUCUGGUCUUGCAGCACUUUGACAACUGCGUUGACCGUGCCGUCCAAGCCUUCGUGGAAGGCAGUGCAGCUGAUAUUUUGAAGGAGUGGAAUGUGACUGGUAAAAAGAAGCCCAAGAAGAAAAAACCCAAACCCCAACCAGAACCACAGCCAGAACCUGCCCAAGCUGUGGUCACCCCUCCUGCGGAGAGCAAAGAUGAAGUGAAUGGGUUCCAUGCCAAUGGGUCGGUCAUGGAUGGUGACUCUUUGGACUCCCUGAGCGAGCAGCUGGAGUCCGCUUCCCUUGAUGCCAUCGAGCUGGACUCGGAGACUGCAACGCCUGACCUUUUGGAUGCAGCUGCUGAUAUGGAUUCUAAACCCGCCACGCUGAGUCCGAGCUUUCAACACUCCCACAUGGGGAGAAGUCACCAGGCUCCACGUGGCAGCAAGAACCGUCCUCGUCCCUCCCUCACCUCCCAGCAGGCAUCUGCCUUCUCCCUGCUUGCCCUCGAUAGCCAGCAUGGGGCGUCUGCCAACAAGAAGAUAGCACCUAACAUCGAUAAGUCCAUCAAAGACUUGCAGCGCUGCACUGCCUCUCUCACUCGCUACCGCGUCGUGGUGAAACAGGAAAUGGACUCUUCCAUCAAGAGGAUGAAGCAGACCUUUGCUGAGCUCCAGAGCUGCCUGAUGGAUCGAGAGGUGGCCCUGUUAGCAGAGAUGGAUAAAGUUAAAGCUGAGGCUAUGGCCAUUCUGGAUGGCCGCCAGAAGAGGGCAGAGGAGCUCCGCCGGCUGACUGACCGGUCAGGCGCCAUGUCAGAGGAUCAGUUGACCGAAUUGCGUGCAGACAUCAAGCACUUUGUUAGUGAGCGCAAGUACGAUGAGGACCUAGGGAGGGCUGUGAAGUUUACUUAUGAGAUGGAGCCUCUGAAGAAGAGCAUCAUGAACUUUGGACAAGUGUACCACCCACAGACUGGUUAUUCCAGUCGCUCCCGCUGUAGUUCUGCCGCCUCCUCAGUUACUGGCACGACUUCCCAGGAGGGGCCGUCCACACCUCUGCCCCAGUCCUCAUCACAUGGGGGUCGUGUUGUCCAGCCUAGUAAACAGGGUAAUCAAGGUAACCGGCGUUCUGGUCAAGGGCUCUCGUCUGGGGGUCAGAAGUUCAACAGUGGCGCUCACCAGGAUAGGAACCCCAAUCGGACAAGCCGCCGUUACCCUGAUGCCUGUGGAGGAGGUCCAAAUAUGAGCAGCACCUCGCCAUCCUCCCCACUGUACACAGUCUCCACAAAUGGUUCCUCUUGGCCCACUCCAGUCACCCCCCAACCGGACCAACCACCUAACAGCUUGCCCCAGAGACCCCCAAGGACUCGCUGCCCCUGACAUUACACCCUGCACAUCAUGUCCACUCAUGCCCCAAAAAUAUCCCCAACUUCCACAAUGAAGGAUAGAACUGAAGUUUACAUCUUUCCAUUUUCUUGAGCUGUAGUGCCACCUAUAGGCAACCUCAUUUGUCCUGUAGUUGGAAAAACCUUUCCCUGCGUUAUGCCAUAUAAUCUUCCUCUUCCAUUUCCUGUCUGCUGAUGGCUAUACUUCCCUUGCUCUGUGACAUCCACAGACCCCCCCAUUACCCCCUUACUUUAAAAGCAGUGUCUGCAGGAGCCUUUUUUUUUUAUUUAAUUUUUUUUAUGAAGCCACUGGCUCCAUCAAUGAAAGACCUCCCCCUCCUCCACUCUAUAGUUGUAUACAUCUUUUAUUUUAGCUUUUGAUUUAGUUUUUCCUGUAGUUUCAUUUCCAUUCCUCUUUUUUUUUUUUUUUUUUUUUUUGCUUUAGUGUCCUUUGCUUUGGUGGACUCUUCAUAGUAAAUCGUAGAGGGGCAGUCGACCUUAUCGGUCUGCCAUUAGUACAACACUACUAAGCUCAGGAAUGAAGGAGACAAGCUUUCGGCUCGACACUAUCGGCUCUCCUUGCCAUCAAGGCCAUGGGUUAUGGGCUUUGUCUCAGUUCAUGGAUGCCUGCUUGUAAUGCUUAUGCAUGGUAGAAACAUAAAAGUGGAAAGUGUUACGUUUCUAAUGGAGACUGAGGUGCACAUGCUGCAGUUUCACCUUUAGAUGGCACUAUAGCUGUUGCAAGCCAAACACAGGCCCGGGUUUAUGUGAAGUCAAAGGCUUUGAUCGUUGUGUAGAAUGGAGUAGACAAUGUGCACACAUCCUCAUGCAUUCAAUAUGUUUUUUGUUUGUCAAAUCCAAGUGCCGUGCUUAUUCUGUUCUAUAGGGGAAAAAUCUGUUCCCAGUAUCUUUCCUUCCAGUUUGCAUUAUGGCUGUAUGUUGUAACAAGCUUCCCACCCCUGUCAGUGGUGCCAGGGAAAGGUUUUAAAACAAAUGUGCUUGACAGUAGAAAGAAAGCUGAAGACUGACGCUGUGCUUUUUAGCCUGGUGCCGAGAAGCUGUUUGCAGUUAAUGCUACAAGCUGUUGAUUGUGGUCAGUUUUACAGAAACCUGCUUUGAAACGUCUUUUGGCCUAGAUAAUAUGUUGUAUGGCUGCAGCAGUGGCAGAUACCGACUUUUGGCUCUCUGAUAUAGAAGGUAGCUGUAUGUGCAAAGUAUUGCUAAAACAUCUGCUCCUGGUUUUGGAGAACAGUUUUGGUUGACCAUGCUGAUUGGUUGGGUUUGAUUUAGCAGCCACUGGUUGAUGCUCAAACCAGAGAUGAGGUGCUUCCUUUGGGAGAUGAUUGGAACUGAUGUCUAUCAGAUGAAAGUAGCAUCAAGUUCUUCGGCAUGGCAGUGAAACAAUCCCCCCCCAACCCCCCCAGCCCCUUUUUUUUAAACUCCUUACUGGUCAGCAGUGCCAACUUGGCUUCAUUCUCACUUCCCUCCCACUCGUGACGUUUUUUUUUGCUAUUGCCCUCUCUGCAUUGUGCGGAGGUGCCUGUCUCCUCUGCCCGCUGUGCGGCCAUGUUCUGUUGGCUCAGCUUUCUGUGAGUUCAGAGUUUCGUUUUACGGUCACCUCAGCCCGAGUUUGUUGCGCUGGGCCUGACGGUCCGUUCACUUUCAUGACUGAACUAGCCUUUUGGAUCAUCGUUUAAUCUCACUUGGUGCCUCCAUACCUUGCCUACUGUCUAGUUCUUGACCCCAGUUGCUACACCAUGCCCUGGGGUUAUUUAAUGUAAAUGUAGUGGCCUCCAAAGAAUCAAUGUUAUCUGGUUCUAGUUGCUGCCUUAAUACUGCCUCUUUGGUAAAACUUAAUCUUUUUAUGGAGGGAUAUGAUGCAGGAUCACCAUUUUUGAUUAAUUCUGCUUGUUUAGCCUAUACUACACUUUCAAAGUUUUUUCACGCAAUCGCAUCUUUCUUGAAUGCUCACUUCACCUUGGGACAUCCACUACAUAUAUCCUCCUCCAAGACCCCCCCCCCCCCCCCCCCCCACAUUGGGACUUACUGCCACAGUGAAUCUGAGACGAUUGUUAACUAAAGUGCCUUCUCUCCUCUUUGUCCCCCUUCCCUUCUUCAUUCUGCUAAACAUGGACCAAAGACUCUAAGAGCCUGAUUGCCCACAUUCUCUCCUCAGCAUAGCCACAACUUGGACACUGCAUAGUCGCUGACAUGCCUCUCAUUUACUAUAAUAAAGUGUUAGCAAAUGCAAUAUUUGUUUCUGACUCUUUGUGUUGCUUUAGACCUAAAUAUAUUCAUGUUGGGUUGAUGAAGUUACCUUUUUUAAGAAAAGCGAUGCACAGAGUCUUUUGAAAUAAUACUAUUGGGGAAUUAUAUGGCCAAGUAGCAUACAUGCAUAUGAAGGCUGAUAAACUGCUGUGAUGCCUGUGCUGGUGUUUAAAAAUCAGAAGUAUUUAAAUUGGUUUUGGACUAAAUAAAAUUACAUUUAAUUCCAAUUAUUUUUAAGCCUUUAUGGCAAUUUCAAUUAACCAUUAAUUUCAUGGGAAAAGAGGUGCAUAUGCGACAGGUUUUAGUUCUAUGCCAUAAAAUACUGGCAAAACUUGACCCAAAGCAUUUUCCCUGGUGUAACAGCUUUUCAUGGAAACUUAGCCUUGUGAUGGACUUGACCUACGCGGGAGCUAAAAGAGCACAUUCAUUGUUCUGGUCUGUAGUCUGAUGUGACCAGAGUAACUUGUGCCUUUUAUUUUUGUUGUAAUGCGGUUUCUUGGAUGUAUUGCACUACACUGACGCCCUGAGCAACUUUGAACGUUGAGGCUUUAAUUGGCUAAUCCUCAGAUGCACCUUUUGGUUUGGUUUAGACCCAGAUACAGCCUGCAAGAUCUUUACUUUAAUGAGGGGAAGGAAAUUAUGAGCAGAUCAGCUUUCUAAGACUUUCUAAGGCUUGCUGUUUCGAGGUAAUAUGUCUCACACAUUUGAGAGACCUGUAUUUCAAAGUAGUGCAGCCACAGGGAGCAUCAAAGCCCGGCUUAACCUUGUGAUUUGAACGAUGAGGGGCCCUUCUCUCGACACUCAUUUUAUUUGGGUUAUUUUAUUUCACCAGCUGUAGUAUUUAGUGACUGGUCAGGAUAACCAGAUGCGUAUGUGGCAGUUGAGUACCUUGAUUACCAUAAUGAGCUUCUAAAUUUUGCACUGCGCAGUCUGAAAUCCCAAGGGAAGCUCCUGUUUAUCUUGACAUAAAAUGUAAUUUUAUUUUAUUUGAAUGUAAAAUAAGGGACCCUCGAGUGUGAGCAAGUUUAAACAACUUUAGGUUUGAAACUUUAGGUACGUACAUCAGAUUUCAUAGGUACUAUAGAAAAAAAUAGACAUCUUUCUUUUUUCAGCACUGAUAUUUCUGUCCGUACACUACAUAUUAUAUUAAAUUGCUGAUGCUGAAUUUCACAUGGAUUAUGGUCUAGAUGCUAUGAGAAGCUGUACUGCAAGUCAGAGGGUAAUAAUCGUAUUGACAAAUGUGCAUACUAGUGAUAAAGAUUAAUCUGAACUUAAUGCAAAAUUCCCCUUUUUAACUGGGUAAAAUUAGUUCUACUGACACAAACUCCCAAAAUAAGGAUUCCUGAUGCCUUUAGUUUUCACAGCAAUGUUAACAGUAGCAAGCUUUUAUAGACUGAUAUCUGUGAUUCUAUUAAAAUGUUAUUCUCAUGUAAAA